GAACUCCUUAAUGCAAGAAAACGUGAGAUUAACACUGAAGAUCAUCUCAAACAAGUUGGUAAGUCAUUAUCUGUAUAGGUACCGCACUUGCCAUCUCACGAUGGUCUCUCAGCGUUUAGUCAGAGCGAGCGUCAGGUUUUGUGCCGUCUGUCUCUAUCUUGUUGCUUUCCGACUGCUUGCUAAGCGUCUGUUUGAAAGUUAGAAGAAUGAUGUGCAUGGAGUUCCAGCGUUGGCCGCAGUGUUGAAUAUUUCCUCACUGUUUGCCUCCUAGAUGGCCGUCAGAUCUCUUUUGCAGACGUCUUUGAAGCGUAUAGUUAAGCUCUGUUCGUGGGAGGCUUUCCUUGAGCCCCGCUCUCUCACAGGUGCUAUUCAGUCACGCUAAGUCAAACGUGAGCAUAUUUUCGCCACGAAAUUUCAUCAGAUCAAUACUUUUUAUACUUUAUGUCUAGCUGAACGAGAAGAAGGAAGAUUGCGUAAUGAAAUGAAGCGAAUACAAAAUGACUUGAAUGAACUGGAUAGUCGGAGAAACAUCGCAGAGGUAUAUAUUCUCCGUUGACGCAUUUAUAUGACAAAUGAGCGACCUAUAUAUUAGAUUAAAGAAUCAAGAAAGAACUAAAGUUUUUGUGCAUUAGAACGGCUAUUGCCAAUUAGUAAUUUUACAUUUUUUAUUUUUUAAUUGAGCAAAAGUAUAAUAUAUGCAUUCCGUAACAGUUUAAUUGGAUCUCGGUAUUUUUUCUAGGCACCUCAAAUCGAACUGAUCCUUUGGACAGUUCUUGUGAUCUUUCUUGCCAAAUUUUUACCUACUUUUAGUACUUUAAAUUAUGCUGGCUUAAGUAUUUGAAUGGGGUUGAAAUGUGACAUGAUGUUAAUCAAUUAUUUAGAACAACAUAUUUACGAAGACAAAACAAUUGGAGGAACUAAAAUCUCAAAUGAACUGGGAUCAGAAAGCUUUAGAAGCUUGGUUAGAAGAAUCUGCAAGAAGGGACGAAGAUGCUUUGAUUCUUGAGAAAUACACUCGAUCUGAUGAAAGUAAAGUUAAGGUAGAGUAUUCAUAAUUAUAGUUAUUAAUAGUAUAACAAGUAUUUGAGACAAAGUUAAGAAGUAAGAAGCUUUGAUUCUUGAGACUUAUACUCGUUCUGAUGAAGUAACAUUUAAUGAAACUUUCAAUACCCAUACCUGUUCAUCCAUGCCAUAUUCAUUUGAAUGUGCAUGGUGAAACUUUGCAUUACUAUUAAUCUUAAUUCUUUUGGGGAUUUAUUUCUUACUUGUUAGUUUUUUUUACACUUGAUUUGACCCAGCUCACCCUUGGAAAUAUUUUGCCGUAUCAUUUGAAUAUUUCGAUGUUUCUUCGAAUGUUUUGUCCAUGCUUGUUGCGGAAACGACAAUUGCUUUCCAGGAAGCAAAACGUUUUCCCGACAAUUCAGAACAUGAUGUCAGAACAUGACAAUGUUUGCUAGUUUGCCAUGUAGGAGUUAAGUCACCAGCAGGACACUGUGAUCACCAGUCACUUUUUCUUUAGUCACUGUCGUUGAAAACAGAAAAGAUGACAGAAGAAAGUCAAAAGAAACGUCGAGAUCUGGAACAUGAAUUAAGUCGUACUUCAACUGCACAGGUAAGGUAUAGAUGAUCAAUGAUGUGUCGUGUCCUGUUAACAUUUCCUUACGCUCAUUUCUCUACUAUAAUAUUUCUACUUUUAUUAUAUGUGUUUCUAAAUUAUCACUCUGCAUAAUAUAAACCUCUAAGACUUUCCUGUUUGCAUGUACCAUACAGUAUAUGGUAAUAUUGGAGUUUUUCCGAUAACAAAACAAUUGAAUAUUAACUUUGUCUACUACACUGACCGUCCGGGAUCAUCAUCAGCCUCUCUCACUGCUUUAUAAUAAAAUAAUCUGACCAACACUCAGUUUUCUUAAUGCGUGUUUCAAAUGCUUCAAUGUUUAGGUUGAGUUGGAUAAAACAGCUGAAGAAUUUCGUAAGAUCCACGCAGAACGUCAAGAACUUCUCGAGCAAUGGGAGAGUACUAUUGAACAGAUGCAGAAACGUGACAGAGAAAUGGAUCAGUUGGCUGUGGUAUGUAAAUUAAAAGCCUAAUGAUCAAACACGACGAUGAAAAAUGCAGAAGUGUAUAUAGUGUAGCAGUUAUUUACCAUUUGACAUUUGUGCUUCGCGAAGUAAAGGUUUUGGAAAAAAAAGUGAUAAGAAGAGGAAACUAACAUAAAUGAAGAAAGGUUGGAAGGCAGAGUUUCCACUACUCAGUCUUAUUUUUUGUAUUUUUAGCAAUCAACAAAAUACACCGUGAUAAUCGAAGCAACAAAAUAGCUUUGUAUAGCAUGACACCUGCCGAGUGGAUAACUUUCUUUCCCAACUGAAAUAAUUACGAUGUGAUCAAAUGACAAACACGACUUGUUUUUGUUUAUUUCUCUGCUACCACUUAGCGCUCCCAUUGGCCAUCAAGUAAAAACGUAAGGACACGCCCCCUUCUUGGAAGCGACGCUGACCACUGUGGAUGAUUAAUCGAUUUAAUCGAUUGUUGAUGACGAUUAAUCGAUUACGAUAAUGAACGGAUGGGAACAUCUCUACUCCGUCUAAACUUUGUUUUCUUCACAUUUCUUUGAACUCGGGAGAGAUUCGAACUUCAAUGAAAAUGGGAGCGUGAAAAAUUAAACCCACUGCAAAACUGACCUUUAUUUUCGCGGUUACUCCAGCUCUUUCGAUUGUUUUAUUUAGUUUCGCCAGUUUUUUAAAAGGGAAGACGAAGACUUUUAUAUAAUAUGUAGUUUUACUUUGUCCCACAUAGUUGUUGUCCGUAGCAAUAUACCCUUCCAGCAAGAACGUCACUUUGGCUAUACAGCCUCAUUUUCGUGUACGCGACAUUAGCAUAAUGUGUCAGUCACGAAAACGAGGCUCUAUGGCCAAGAUGACGUACAUUCUGGAAGUAUUGUGAAAAUGUUAUACUUAACGAGUAAACGUACCAUGUGAUAUUAUGUAGAGACUUGCUGAAUUCCGACUGGAAGUAAGAUCAAAAGAGGAUUUAAUUCAAGAUAGACAGGUGAGGGUGUGCCUAUAAAGAUUCCACUUUGACAUUGACAGCUUAUCCUGACGAUUUCUAGGAAUAAAAUUUCUAGAAGCUCUGCCAGCAUAUCCCAACAUGUGUCAAAGCUUAUAAUUGAUGUAUUGAAAUGUCCGUUAGUGGUAAUGUCCAUGACGUGGUUGUGGUAGUAAUGUCGUAAAAUACAGACCCUUUCUAGUACGGACAACAGACUCACAUAGAACAAAUACGAUCUAACCUGAUCAGGUGAUUAAAGUGAGAAAUUUUCUGUUUGCAGUAACGAAUUAACUAAAUUAGAGAGGUUCAACUAUAUGAAAUGUAAUUUUUCCAAUUACCUCGUUAUGUCAUUUUGUAGAAUUUUCUUGACAAUGAAUUGAAUAAUAACGCUGAAAAAGAGAAGAAAGUGUCGAAUUCCGAAAGACAGUCUGCAAAACUACGUCUACACUAUCAAGAUGCUGAGAAUGAUAGAGUUCGUUUCCAAGAUGAGGUACACUCAAUUCAACAUUUUUAAAUCCCAAAGGAGUGAAUCAAAUUCAAACCCGAAGACUGAAAGCAACUGCAAAGGACUGCAGGUUUUGAGGUUGUGGAAUUGCAGGUUUGAUUUCUACCAGAGCGCCCAAAGUUGUAUUUUUCGCAACUGCUCCUGGUCAGGUCUAAUCUACAAUAGGCAAUUCCAGCUAUAGACUAGAUUUUGAUCUAGGCAAGAAGAACAAAAUACAUCACCACAGCUAGAAAGAGCAUGUUAAAAUUAGUAAAAUUGCAAAGUUUGGUUGCGAAAUGUUGUAAAAUGAGGAAAAUAUAGCCCUGUGAAGUUCGCAAAUUUUGUAUAGAUUUGUAUUACGCGCGUGAAAAAUAACCACUUUUCACUUAUCUACAAUUAGUUCUAUCGAAAAAAUCCCAAAUCCUGAUAUUUCCCCUGUUCUCAGUUAACUUGAACGAUCUGUGCCAGCGUAGCUAGCGCCAAAAACUGAAGAAAACUGUGAUGAGCAGGGAUUCAACUCCCUGAAAAAUACAAGGAAAAUUUCGCUGGAAAUGUCGAAAUUGUUCUUGUAUUUUUCAGGAAGUUGAAUCCCUAGCCAUCUACAGUUCUAUGCUGUUCCCAGUAUGCAUGUUCCGCUCCUAGGGCUGGGUUCAACUAGACUGGGUUUUAAGUGUCAUUGUGUGAACACACCAAAUAUGGAUCAUGGAUAUAUCCAGUGUAGAUACGUGAAUACCAGUUCAUAUAAAGAUUCCAUUUGUAUAUUAUUAUGAACCUUGUCUGUGUUCCAUGUAGCUUGAGACACUCAAGUAUUCUGUGGAUAGAACUGGUAAAGAUCUCAAUAACGCUCGUGAUAAAUCUAAUACUCUCAAGAAGGAGGUCAGAACACGGCAAGAAAAGUAAGUUCACAUGUAUGGCAGUCUAGACAUUAAAAUAGUAAAGUUUGUAAUACGUUGCAAUAAAGUCAUAUCCAUGCGUAAAAAUAGUAAUAGAUUGGUAAUCGCGGAGCUCGAAAUCUGAUGUAGUAACAUUUCGUUUUCGUGAUCUUUGUAGACUUUCAGACGUUCAAAAUGAGCGUGACAUGUUGAAUCUGAGAUUAAAAGAAACAAUAGAAUCCACUAUGACGGCAGAAGAACGAGCAUUUGCGAUGGAACAAUUACUGAAAGAAGAGCAAGCCAGAAUACAACAAGUUGAAAAAGAAUUAGCAAGACUUCGUGAAAUACAGGUUCGACUCAUCACUUUCACCACAGCCCGUCUAUGUCGUCUUCCUCGUCCCCACUUGCUUUAUAUGAAUUCAGGGAGGAGAGCAUCAAUGAGUUGAUUGCAGGCGCGUUACGAAUGAUGGGAAGGCAUCAUGCAUCACAAAGUUCAAUUAUUUUCCCAACUACUGAUCUAUAUAUGCCACUGAUAUGUGCCAUAAUUAGAGCCUGUGGAAGAGGCAUGCGUGAGAUCCAGAAUAACUACAAGAGCUAAUGCAGUUGCGUUUCUGGUAAAUAGACCCAUUGCACUGACGUCACAAAUCUUUAGAGUGUCCUACAACAACCACAUACAGCGCAAAAAUUAACCAUUUUAAUACAAAAUAAUUAUAGUUUUACAAAAUUUGCUUUGUUUACAAAAGUUAUAUUAUGGAUAGAUUGCUCAUUUGUCCUCCUGGGGCCGGUUGUACGAAGGUCGGAUAGCGCUAUCCACCCAAUAGUGAUUUUUUCAACCUUUGUAAAAUGCUUGAAAAACUGUGAAACUACGGAUAUAGACGACACAAGAAGUAUAAAAAACAUUUAACUUAUAAAUACUAAACUUUAAUACGAGUUAUACCAAUCAACGACUGAUUUAACAAAGCUUGAAAAAAUCACUAUCCGGUGGAUAGCGCUAUCCGGCCUUCGUACAUCCGGCCCCAGAAGUAUCGUCACCGGCGCUGUGACGUCAUGUGCAAAGGGUCUAUUGCUUGCCCUAGCUAAAUGAGGACAAUCACUAUGACAAAGUCUACCGACCCUUUUGUUUAAAAUAUUUCCUUUUUGUAUUUUAGUUUCGCAAAACUGAAGAACUACACACCUGUAAAAUGAAGGAACAGAAUACAUCUGCAGAAAUUCAGGUACAUUAUAUAGUAUACUUGUUACAUAUAAACAGAAUGAUAAUGUGUGUUUCUUCUAACCGUGGUUUGUCUGAAACGUCGUUACAACAUUUGUUGCGUUCCCUACAGGGAUCCAGAGCUGCGUCAAGAAAUCUAAGCAGUAAGCUGCAUAAAUUGGAUCAAGACUCUCUGAAACAACAAGAAAUCCUUUACAUGCAGGUAAAAGUAUACUCGUACAAACCUGGCCAACCAUUUUGGGGUGCUGCCUCUUCUAAAGCCCAUUCUCCACUACGCGAAUUUGCUAAACGAAGCGAAAAACAAAUCUUGGCAAUGUGAUUGUUCCAUGAAAAAUAGUGGAAAUGAGCUUAAGGGGGGACGCACCGCGGAAUUUUUCUCACUGUGGUUGUGUUUAUAAUGGUAAAAUUACAGUUGGCAUACAGUUAUAACUUGGAAAAGUCGCUUUUCACGUUGUUUAGAUUCAUGUCCAUAUUCUCUGAGGUGGGAAGACACUAUCCCACAAAUGGCGGAUAUGCGUCUGCGUGCGAAAGGCUUAUUCUCUUCAUUAUAUGUAGUACUCUUAAUAAAUGGUAUUUGGUGACCAAUAAACAGAAUUGAGAGAUGAGUUUACUUGCUCAUCUAAGACAUUUCUAUAUUAUACACAAUUGUCUGCUUCUAACCUACUUUAUUUACACCAUGAUCCCAAUAUGAUAACAUUCUUUCUGUUUCGACAAAUAGGACUUUCAGAUUCAGCAGCUCGAGAGAAAAUUUAUGCGGAUGCAAGGAGAGAGAAGCAAUGAAGAAAAACAACUUCUGGAAGAAAAAAUUAAGGUAGGAUAAAAGUUGAGCUGAGUUGUCUUUCAGAGUUUGGCGGUCUUCAACGUACAGUAUAGAGCGAAUUGUCUGUAUUUUUUGAAAAAGGACUAGUGGAAGGUAUAAAGUUGGGAAGGCAUUAGGUUAGACAUCGUUAUCAUUCCUGAUAGUUAAGGCGUCUUUUUGUCGAACAUUCAUGACCUAAAUAGUUAAAUCUAACGACAUUGAGCUAAAUCAGUCGUUUUAGGCACCAGUGGCCAGUUCAAAGGUGGGUGGGUGUUUUAGUUUGUGUAUUUCUGCACGCCCGUUUAUUUCAAAACUUCAGAGAAGUAAACUCCUAUCGAUCAAGACAAGAUCUCUGAAGAAAUAUUUCCAAAUUUAUAGACAAGCUGUGAGGAAGUUUGCUUUGAAUUUUAUGUUAGGUUAAACUAACCCAGCUUUGAACAACCGGCCCCAGACAAAUUAUGAUUACAUUUGACUUGUGAAAAGGUAGAGUUCUUAACAUGCCCUAACUCUACAGUAUAUAUUCUAGCGUUUUCAGGCCCUUGAACCAGUACGUGGUCAGUAUAGCAAUAUAAUAUCGCUGGAUAUACCUCUGCCCUCAUUAAGUUCAUUUCUUAUAUGUUAUUGUCGUCAAUUUUAGGAAUUAUCCAGUCAACUAGAAGAACAAAAUUCAGUUCAUGCUUUGUUAACAGCGCAGAUGAAAAAACUUGGUGUAAGUAGACGUCUUAGUAUGGCUGUUUGAAUGACAGUCAUAUAUCUACGUGUUGUUUUAUAAUUUGAAAGUUUAGCUCAUCGAAGUCUCGUGAAUUAUUUAGGACGAUCUAAGGAGAGAAAAACGUUACUUAGCGAGCGGUGAUGAAGAAAAGUCGGACCUUAUUAGUAAAAUUGGUAAGUGUUUUAUUGUAAAUACAUAUAAAUACAUCCUGCACUCAUUCUGUAGUGCCACUGUCUCACAAAUUGUAAUUAACCUUAGAUGUCCUUACAUCACCAUGCACACAGUCAGACAUUGAUUAUUUGUAAUUAUUAGUAAUCACAUGUAUCCCACAUUGCAUUGCGUAUACAGAAUGUUUUGAUGGAUUGGAAAUUGCGUGACGUAAGCACCUCCGACAAUGACAGCACUAAACUGAGAUGUUGCUUUUAUUUAGAGGAGCUCGAUCUGCACAAUGACAGUUCCCAAAGAGAAUUCAAGAAAAUUAUCAAAAAUAAAGAGGUACAUCACGUUAAGAAGUUUUACACAUCUUCCUGAACAUGUUGUUUUUGUUGAUUUUCACUCCCAAGCUUAAUACUUAUUGACAGGACUUGGAAACAGUAUGUUCUGUGGACCUGAGACUGCAUGCCAAUGUUUACCAAAGCAAAGUGGAGGAUUCACAAAACAUACUAUUUCUAGAAAGCUCUAGAAAACUGAACGAUUUUAUUAUUCACCUGUGGAUAAAAUUAAUGUCCAUCGGUCAGAGCUACUGCCAGAAGACAGUCGAAUUUCAUGACUUUCACGUGUACGCUCUCAUCGAACGAGAUGCAUGAACCAUUGAUACUUGGUAUAUUAUAAUUCCUGCAAAAUAUGCUUUUACGUACUUGGGCAUGAUCUUACCAUCAUAUUUUUAAGAGAUAAGGCCAGUUGAAACGAGACCAACAUCAACAUGUUGAACACUAUGUUGAACGUUCAACGUUUGAACACUAUAUUGGCUAUUGUUGGAAGAUGUUGGAUCGAGUUUGACUUUGUUUAAAAUUUCCAUCAACAUUGUGCAACAUUUGAUGAUUACGUGUGAUCAUUCACACGCUCUCCCAACAUUCUAAUAUAGUGCUUUAAAUUAUAGAUUUCAAUGUUUAUUUUCUAGGAAGCAAUGGUUGAUAAAAAUAUCUUGAAGAAAUUAUAGAUUUUAAUGUUUAUUUUCUAGGAAGCAAUGGUUGAUGAAAAUAUCUUGAAGCUGGAGAUCAAGAGACUGCGAGAGUUCUUGAGUGGCAAGGCUGAUAAUGUUUUAAGUUUAGAGAAAAGAAAGUUGAGAUUGGAAGCAGUAAGUACAUUGCAAUAUCCUACAAUGACGUGACGACUUUGAAAAGUGAAGAUGAAAUAUUUUAUUGAAGGUUUCAUAAGCGAGGUUUCACUUAGCCUGCAUGGCAGGCGGUAUUUCCUACGUACCGCCUGCCAUGCAGGCGAGGUUUCACUAGAAACAAGCUUUCGUUGGUAAGGAUGCAACUACCUGAAAAAUACAAGAAAUUCAACUUUUCGAGCAACGAAGGGCCGAAGAAUGGCCUUUGCAUCAGGUAGUUGCAACCCUACCAAGUUUUAUUCAUAUUGGCAUUACCUAGACUGGCACAGACAGUUGAAAAGUUUCACUCUUAAUUAAUAUCAUUAUUGUGCACUGUGCAGCCAAUGAUGGUCAACUGGCAGUGGUGAAUUAGUGAAAAAUAAUGUAGUAGUCUUGUCAUGGUUAUUUGAAACUAGUGAGAGAUAUUCACCUUGCUCUUAUAACGUUUCAACAUUUGUGAAGUUGGCCACCUUUCAAGCUGCCUACCUACAUCGUAACUAGUUAAUUAUAAUUAACGAGUUGUUUCCUAAUAUGUGCUGCUUGUUUCUUUGCAAGUCAAUGAAUCAGCGACGCCAGGAGAUCAAAGAUCAUAAAGAUAUGCUUCGUGCUCAAAUAAAGAGCGCCAACGAAGAAAGACAGACUGUUAGGUAAGAAUCAAUAAAUCAAAGAUGCCAGAUCAAUUUUUUCGGGCUCACAGUGAUCAGCUCACGCUGUUGCGGUCACCCUGCCUAUAGUCAUGUACAUUACUCUUGUUCUUGUUAUAGUAAGGUGUAUUGUAAUAUGGCGAAAUUAAUAAUAAAUAAAAUAAAAAAAUAAAAUCAACACACGGUGUUUAGUAACUAGUGUAGCAGGGUGUUUAGUAACUAGUGUAGCAGGGUGUUUAGUAGCUAUAGUGUAGCAGGAUGUUUAGUAACUAGCGUAGCAGGAUGUUUAGUAACUAGUGUAGCAGGGUGUUUAGUAACUAGUGUAGCAGGGUGUUUAGUGACUAGUGUAGCAGGGUGUUUAGUAACUAGUGUAGCAGGGUGUUUAGUAACUAGUGUAGCAGGGUGUUUAGUAACUAGUGUAGCAGGGUGUUUAGUAACUAGUGUAGCAGGGUGUUUAGUAACUAGUGUAGUAGGGUGUUUAGUAGCUAUAGUGUAGCAGGAUGUUUAGUAACUAGCGUAGCAGGAUGUUUAGUAACUAGUGUAGCAGGGUGUUUAGUAACUAGUGUAGCAGGGUGUUUAGUGACUAGUGUAGCAGGGUGUUUAGUAACUAGUGUAGCAGGGUGUUUAGUAACUAGUGUAGCAGGGUGUUUAGUAACUAGCGUAGCAGGAUGUUUAGUAACUAGUGUAGCAGGGUGUUUAGUAACUAGUGUAGCAGGGUGUUUAGUAACUAGUGUAGCAGGGUGUUUAGUGACUGACGUAUGUUUUAUUCUUUUAGCGGGGAGCUUCAUGAUCGUAUAUCCAAAAUCGAAAAACUGAGGAAAAGGUUGGUGCAAAUUUUAAAAUAAUUUUAAUCCAACAUCAGAAAAUGUUUGCACGGGUUAGGCGACAGUAACAACGCUUAGGAUAAGGUUCGUUCGUGCCACUUUUCUACCAUCAUUGCUGUAUGGCCGUUUUCCACACCCAAACAAGAUUUCUGAAGACAUAUUUCCAAGUUCAUAACCAAGCUGCUGGAAGUAGCGCCGAAUCUACAGUACUCUAAGGCGCUUUACAUUCAUACCACAUUAAAAAUAUGGACAAAACCUAAUUUACUAGUAAAAGAGUUUAAAAAGUUUAAAAAUGUGACCUAGACCUAAUUUACUUAUAAGAAAGUUCAAAAAAGUGCGUUUUUAAACGUCUUUUAAAAAUGUUAAAACUCGUCUCAAGUCUCAAGCUGUCUGGUAAAUUGUUCCAUAGUGUUGGGCCAGAUCUUCCAAAACAUCGUCCACCUUGGGUAACCUUCUUAAACCUAGGGAUAACCAAAAGGUUUUUGUCAUCUGCUCUAGUGCCUUUGUUUUCACGCUUUUUUAACAGUUCAGAUAAGUACUCUGGUGCAGUUCCUUGGAGACAUUUAAACACAAGUAACAGAAUUUUGUACUCUAUUCUCUUUUUCACUGGUAACCAGUGGAGUCUUUCCAAUACCGGUGUAAUAUGGUCGUACUUUCUUGUUCCUGUGAUUAAUCGUGCAGCCAGCUUUUGCACACUAUAUAACCUGUCCAAGUAACAAUUUGGUAACCCAUAUAGAAUAGCAUUACAAUAGUCAAGCCUUGAUGUAAUCAUACUGUGUACCAUUAUUUUUGCUGCAUCUUCAGUAAUACAUUUUCUAAUCUUACGCAUAUUGCGGAGCUUGAAAAAACAACUUUUCGCAACAUUACGAACAUGACUCUUUAAGGUAAGCUUGUCAUCAAGUUCUACUCCUAGGAGAGUUACUGAUUCUGAUUUAACAAUACUUUCGUUUUCGAUUGACAAGCAAGGAAAAUCAGAGCAGUCUCGACGAGGACCUGUCAAAACCAGGAACUUUGUUUUAUCAUCAUUGAGCUUCACCAUGUUCUUUGUCAUCCAAGUUUUUAUGUCAUGCAUCAGAGAUUCCAUUCUAUCGAUGGUUUCCAAUCUAUUUUCAUACUUAAAGGAUAUGUAUAGUUGGCAAUCAUCAGCAUAUAUAUGAAACUGUACAUUGUGUUUGCGUGCAAUAUCCCCCAGUGGCAAUAUGUAUAGUGUAAAAAGUUUUGGGCCAAGGACAGAUCCCUGGGGGACACCAAAGUUUACACGUUUUAUAUCUGAACGUUUUCCAUCAAUAAUAACUCUUGUUGUACGGUCGCUGAGAUAGGAACGAAACCAAUUCAAACACUGCCCAGAGACACCCAAUCGACUUUCGAGCAGACGCAAGCUAGGAUUAAGCUAACUAGCUUUUAAACAACCGACCCCAGAGAACAAUGUGACUGUGUAGCAUUUGAGAUGUUUAGAUUUAACCUAGGAUUAAGCUAACUAGCUUUUAAACAACCGACCCCAGAGAACAAUGUGACUGUGUAGCAUUUGAGAUGUUUAGAUUUAACCUAGGAUUAAGCUAACUAGCUUUUAAACAACCGACCCCAGAGAACAAUGUGACUGUGUAGCAUUUGAGAGGUUUAGAUUUAACCUAGGAUUAAGCUAACUAGCUUUUAAACAACCGACCCCAGAGAACAGUGUGACUGUGUAGCAUUUGAGAGGUUUAGAUUUGACUUCCAUUACCUCUACCGUUACCAUUAAGGGAUCUUCUACCAAUCAGAGGCGUUUGAUAUAUCCGGUUAACCAAUCAGAUGCGUGCUAAGCCAACGAGCGGUAGUGGAAGGCAAAUCUGAACCUCUCUAUCUCUCUACACGGCAAAAAACGCCGAGCCCGUUCCUCAACAGGACUGAACAAUGUUUUGCUGCCCACGUUGUUCACACUUGUCAACAAUAUUGAACAAUGUUGUUGAGUCUGAAUCGGGUGUAACAAUAUUGUUCAAUAUUGUUGACAGCUAUGAACAAUGUGGGCAGCAAAACAUUGUUCAAUCCUGUUUUCAUCAGUAUUGCAUCAACCUGAGCGUUUUUUGCCGUGUAGCAAACGAUAAGCUCGUAGUCGUACUAGUAUUCAAAGCUCCAUCUGAACGUAUAUUCGUAGAUACGAGAUCUUGAUGGUCUCCAUGGCUCCACCCGAAGGAGAAGAGGAGAAAUCUCAGGCAUAUUACGUCAUCAAAGCAGCUCAAGAGAAAGAAGAGUUACAACGCGAGGGAGAUGAGUUAGACGCGAAAAUAAGGAAAGCUGAAAAAGAAAUAAGGUACACUAUUUGUAACCGAUAAUGGAACCUCAAUUUUACACUGCCAUCAUUUGCGUGGUUUAUUCUCCGAUCCGAGCCGCGUUAUCGAUUUUUCAUCUUCAUAUUUGGUAGAAAUGGACCUCAGAAUUGAAACCGUUAUGAUCAAAUUAGUCGAACAUUUCCAACACUUUACCAACACUUUACCAACUCACGUCCAAACAUCGUGCAAUUUUUGGGAUAGACUAAUUUGGGCAUGAAAAUUUCAAUUAUAAUACUUUUUACUUGUGGAAACACCACUUAAAUUUAUUACUGCAAAACUUUCGAUCCGUAAGCUUGGAGCCUCGGAUCUUCAUGGGUGCUAAUAAUAAGAUUUCAAUUCUUGGGUCCUUUUUUGGCAAGAUCUGUAGAUAGUGAGAUGAAAAAUUGAUGACGUCAACUGGGAUCGGAGAAUACACCCUUCUGGAAAGUAUUUCAUUUUGGCCAUAGAGCCUCGUUUUCGUGUACGCGACAUUAUUUCAUUAAAACAUAACGUGUCAAUAAGGAUUUUAAAAAGUGUCUAUUCGACGUUUCGACUAGAUUUUAGUCAUCAUCAUGAUAAGAAAUCCUUUAAGUUUGCAUUGCAGCUCUGCAAUUGAAUAUAUACAGUAUAUAUGUAUUAUUUAAAAGACGAGCAGGAGUGCUUUAUCAGAUAUAAAACACGAGAGCGCAGCUCGAGUAUAUCUGAUAAAACACGGACUGCGAAUGUUUUAAAUAGCUUAAAAAACGACGCAUCUAAUGAGUUCAUUGGCGAAGUAAUUUUAAAACUAAACAUUGUCUAAGCCGAGAAAAUCAAAGCUAAAGUUUAUGUAAAUGAACAAUCACCAGAAACCACCGACAUGGUAGUGAUUUCUUUUCUAGUCUUUUCCUCAUGAAUGUUUGGGAAUUUGAUCAAAUUUUAAAAUAAAUUUCAGAGCGCUGGAGAAUACGCUGCGUCUGAUGAACGGCCGAAAUGAGAAUUACCGCAAGAGUUUUAACAAAGUCGACCAGACAAGUGACGAAUACGAAGAGAAAGAAAAACUGGAAGAACAACUCAGAGCAAUGAUGGAGAAAUAUAAGUUCAAACGAAGACAGAUCCGUGAAGUCCAGGAAGACCUGGAAACAAUGAACAGUUCUUUAAAUACGUUAGCUAAAGAUGAACAAGAUUUAGUGGAACUACUCAAGGAACGACAAACCAAGAUGGCGCAUUUGGAGAACGAGCUGAAUGAUCAGAAAGCGAAGCAAGAGAGAACAAGAAAACACAACAGUCGUAUGGUACGAGAUAUCAGGAGUGCGAAGAAAGUGAAAGGAGAGACACACGAGGAAAGAGAUAUAGAGCUAAGAGAGAUUCGUGAUUUUAAUACAGAUACCAUGAAACAGAUUGGUGUUGUAGUUCAGACGCAUGGUGAUAUGUCGGCUGCAACACAACUGUAUUUUAAUCAGGCUGGAUUACCUGCACCACCCUCACCCAGCCGCCUGGGAUCUCGUCCUUCAUCAGUACAAUCAUCUCGCAGCUUAUCACUCGCUUCUAACAGGUAGGCUGAGGCG
Paramuricea clavata is the source of this 13729-nucleotide messenger RNA. NCBI's taxonomy places the organism in Eukaryota, Metazoa, Cnidaria, Anthozoa, Malacalcyonacea, Plexauridae. The record is from the annotation of a GenBank genome assembly.